AUGGCUUCCUUGAGCACCACUGGUUAUGGAACGCAUCGAAGCGAAUGUCAAAACUUCCCUUGGGUACAGCACGAGAGUUUUCACAAUCUCGAAUGCGAGGGUCAGGAAGUUGUUCCUCGGAUUCAUGCAAAGAUGGAGAAGGGUUUCUUCCUAUCUCCUGACAGAUCCUGGACAUGUUAUCGACGUAACUACUUCUCUGUCACUUGCUCGUUCGAGCUAACGCCGCACAUUGGCAAUGGAAGACUCUGUCUCAAUGGUCAAAGAGUCCAGGCUAUGGGUAUGAAGCUGACUGCAGCCGUCGACGGACAGACCGGAAAAGGUGUUGAGCUCAUUCAACAUACACCCAAGCGCGACCGAGGCCCCAAGAACGCGAUCCCAAUAAUCAAGAUAUCACCAACUCCGCCGAACGGACGUCCUGCCGAGUCAACUCUCAGUCCACAUGGCGUUUACCAUGUACCAAUGUCUUCGUUCCAUGCCACCGGUGUUCCCACUGGCCCUCACCUUCCCUUUCAAAACACGCGCGAUGACUCUCCUGCAUCAAGUCGCCAGAACAUCCAGCAUACCUUUGAACGCGUGCAAUUCAAAUCGGCGACGGCCAACAAUGGCAAGCGAAGAGCAUCUCAGCAAUACUUUCACCUGAUGGUUGAGCUAUGGGUUGACGUCCGCGAAGAUGAGACAAGGAAACCAAAGUGGGUCAAGAUUGCUUGCGCAAUCAGCGAUAAGGUGGUGGUGCGCGGCCGAAGCCCCAGCCAUUACAAGGCCGAAAACCAAGGUGGUGGUUCUUCAUCCACAGGCCGUGGUGGAAGCACCGGAGGCUACGGUAAUUCGGGCGGAAGCUACGGCGGCCUGAGUCGUGGUAGUUUCAGUGGAACUGGCUAUGCCACUGGACCAGGUAACACUGGAGGAUUCCGUGCCAGUCAACAAUACCAGACAGCAGCCUCGCCUGAGCAAGGGUAUUCUUCCAGUGCCGGAUCGAGUGUGGCUGAAGCUGUCGACAUCAAGCACAAUCUCGAAGCCGAGCCCACUCACGACGAGGACAUAACCAUGCAGGACUUUGCUGGAUACCAGUACAUCCCCACAACCUUAUACGACGGUGUCUCUGUGCAAGGAAAAGCAGACAGCUCGAACACAAAUUCGGGAGCCGGACAAACUGGCGAUAAGAAGUUCCCACUCCGCGACGAGUAUCCCGAAGCACUACCGGGAACACAGUGGAGCAUGGGUAACUGCAAUCGUUUCCAGGGGGUGGAAAGCAGUCGCGGAUACUACCCAGCUUUCAGCACCACUGGAUUUUGA
Molecule: messenger RNA, 1293 nt
Organism: Aureobasidium melanogenum CBS 110374
Lineage: Eukaryota; Fungi; Ascomycota; Dothideomycetes; Dothideales; Saccotheciaceae
Product: p53-like transcription factor
Exons: 2
Coding region: 1-1293 (430 amino acids)
Biological process (GO): positive regulation of transcription by RNA polymerase II; meiotic cell cycle
Cellular component (GO): nuclear chromosome
Molecular function (GO): DNA-binding transcription factor activity; DNA binding
Source: RefSeq, a predicted model, not a curated record